AUGGGCUACCCCGACACCUUCGAGGGCUUCUGCGUCGACGGCCCCAAGACGUGGAGCACGUUCCACCGCGCGGAGCUCACGCCCAAGCCCUUCGGCGAGCGCGACAUCGACGUGCAGAUCGAGGCGUGCGGCGUGUGCGGCUCCGACGUGCACACCAUCACGGGCGGCUGGGGCGCGUACGAGGGCCCCCUCUGCGUCGGCCACGAGGUCGUCGGCAAGGCGGUGCGCGUCGGCAGGGGCGUCCAGAACGGCGUCAAGGAGGGCGACCGCGUCGGCGUCGGCGCGCAGGUCCACGCCUGUCUGCGCUGCAAGCUGUGCACCGCCCAGCCGCGCACCGAGGAGUGCUACUGCCCGCAUGAGAUGGUGGACACGUACAACGCGCAGUACCCGGAUGGGUCGUGGGCGCAUGGCGGCUUUGCGAGCCAUAUCCGCGCGCACGACUUCUUCACAUUCAAGAUCCCCGACGGGCUGGAGACGGCUGCCGUCGCGCCCCUGCUGUGCGCCGGCAUCACCACGUACUCGCCGCUCGCACGCGCGGGCGUCAGCCCAGGCAAGCGCGUCGGCGUCGUCGGCAUCGGCGGGCUCGGCCACCUCGGCCUGCAGUGGGCCAACGCCCUCGGCGCAGAGACAUACGCGCUCACGCACUCACCGAGAAAGGCCGACGACGCGCGCAAGCUACGCGCCAAGGACGUCAUCGUCACGGACGGCAAGGACGGCAGUUGGGCCGACGCCUGGAAGUACAGCUUCGACUUCAUCCUCAACUGCGCCGACGCGACGGACAAGUUCGACCUGCCGACGUACUUCUCCCUGCUCAAGCCCGGCUGCGACUUCCACAUGGUCGGCAUCCCGGACAAGCCUCUCAAGGAGCUCAGCGCGGGGGCCUUUGCGGCCAACGGCGCGAAGCUGACGGGCAGCCACCUGGGCAAUAACCAGGAGAUGAAGGACAUGCUGCAGCUGGCGGCUGAUAAGGGCGUGCGCGCGUGGGUCGAGACGAUUGACAUUUCUGAGGAUGGCUGCAAGCAGGCUGUUGAGCGUCUGAAGGAGAACAAGGUGCACUACCGCUUCACCUUGACGGGCUUUGACAAGGCGUUCAAGGCCUAG
Molecule: messenger RNA, 1101 nt
Organism: Purpureocillium lilacinum
Lineage: Eukaryota; Fungi; Ascomycota; Sordariomycetes; Hypocreales; Ophiocordycipitaceae
Biological process (GO): alcohol metabolic process
Molecular function (GO): alcohol dehydrogenase (NADP+) activity; zinc ion binding
Source: RefSeq, a predicted model, not a curated record